AUGUCCUUCAACGAGCAGCAGUGCAAGCAGCCAUGUGUGCCCCCUCCAUGUCUUCAGAAGACCCAACAGCAGUGCCAGGCAAAGGAUGAGGAGGUGUGCCUCCCCACAUGCCAGGAUCCCUGCCAAGAGAAGCGCCCAGUGCAAGCCCAGGAGGUAUGCCUUCCUCAGUGCCAGGAGUUAAGCCAAGAAAACCGUCCACAGCAAGGCCAAGAUCCAUGCUCCCCUCCAUGCCAAGACCAAUGUCCAACUCAGUGUGUAGAGCCAUGCCAGGAUCUAUUCCAGACAAAAUGUGUGGAGGUCUGCCCACAGAAAGUCCAGGAGAAGUGCUCAACCCCUGGCAAGGGAAAGUAG
Carlito syrichta (Philippine tarsier) is the source of this 351-nucleotide messenger RNA. It is a transcript of the gene PRR9, whose product is annotated as proline rich 9. The record is from RefSeq and is a predicted model, not a curated record. Lineage: Eukaryota; Metazoa; Chordata; Mammalia; Primates; Tarsiidae. The transcript has a single exon. The coding region runs from base 1 to 351 and encodes 116 amino acids.